CGUUCGAUCGGUCGAUGGCAGCUCCGCUCGAUUGUUUUUGUCUGCUGACAAUAUGGCCACGCACUGUCAAGUGUGAUCUAUUACGUGUCUAAUUUGUGUUUACAUUUAUUUGUUAAAUCUCCUCGUCAGAUGGGUUUGACACAGAGUUCGGAGGUGUCCGACGGAGGAACUUAUGGAUAUCACGUCCACGGUGUGCAACCGAAUUCUCCUGCGGAAAAAUGUGGACUGCAACCGUUCUUUGACUUCAUUUUGUCUCUGGACCACAAAAGACUUAAUGUAGAAAAUGACCUGCUGAAGGAGGUCCUGAAAGCCAAUAUGGAGAAAGUGGUGAGCAUGGAAGUGUACAGCACCAAGAGCAUGAUGAUUCGUGAGUUGGAGGUGACGCCCAGCAACAUGUGGAACGGACAAGGCCUGCUGGGUGCCAGUGUUCGCUUCUGCAGCUUCCAAGGAGCCAAUGAAAAUGUUUGGCAUGUCCUGGAUGUGGAAGCCAGUUCACCUGCUGCACAGGCUGGCCUCCAUCCCCACACCGACUACAUUGUUGGAGCAGAUCAUUUGUUGCAAGAUUCAGAAGACUUCUUCUCGCUGAUUGAGGCCAAUGAAGGGAAGCAAGUGAAGUUGCUGGUGUACAGCGCCCUCACGGACAACUGCAGAGAAGUGGUGGUCACACCCAAUGGCGCAUGGGGAGGCGAAGGAAGUUUAGGUUGCGGCAUUGGAUAUGGUUACCUGCACCGAAUCCCUGCACGUUCUGACAUAUCGAUGCCAAAGAGCCCCGAGGCCCCUGCUCCCGAUGAGAGGCCACCCCCAGAGGUGCCGAACCACGGCUUCACAGAGGCACCCUUGAUGGCACCUUCAAGCCAAAGCGAUGAAUUGUUAGACUCGAGACAGGUCACCUUCCAGGAUGUUUCUCUUCCUCCACCAAUGGAGAGUGUCAGGGAUCACAGCUCGCCUGAUUCUGAAAUGGCCGCCACGAGUCCCGUAACUGCUGAUUUGAUAGACAAGCUGGAUCUGUCCAUGUCGUCUGUCGACAUGGACAACACUUCCCUUGCAAUGAACUGUGACAAAGAGGACGAGAUCUUCGGUGUUGAGGCGCUAGAUGGAAGUGAACUGCAUUCUUCCAAAGGGAUUAUCGAUCAAGAGCACAACUCCCCGGCCUCCGUGGAUCUCACUUCUGCUCUCAGGAGCAGUCAGUCCGAUUCCGCCGUUUCAGUCAAAGAGCAUUGUGACCUCAACGCCACUGACAUCGCAGGCUCCCUCUGCGAGUCCCGUCAUAGCCACAGUCCACCACUAGGUGCGCUAUCUCACUGCAUAGACCCAUUGGAGCAGUACGAUGAACAACAACCAUGUCUGCCUGCGACUGAUGGGCAUCCAGGUGAGUCCCAAAUCCAUGAGUCACCCUUUCAGGAAACUGAAGAUCAGUCCAGAGAGGAGACUCAUGCUCAUCAAUGCGAGCAUGGGGACGCUGAGGAUCAUCAACCGCAAGAGCCUAAGUUGGACUAAAACUGCUUCAGGCCAGAUGGAGAGUGAACAAAGCAAAAAAAAAAAAAGCCACCAACAAUCCCCAAUCACUUUUGUUUUUAAAGACAGGCAAUAAAGACAAUCUAUAUUCCUAUAGCACGCAAUACCAAAAAAAAAAAGUACUGGUACUCCCACAAAUGUGGGCCAUUGAGAUAUAAUCUAGCAAAUAUUUUUAUAUUUAUAUUUUUAGUAAAUAAUAAUUAACUUUGAAUUUUAUGGCUGCAACACAUUCCCAUCAAGUUGGGACAGGGUCAUGUUUACCACUGCGUUACAUCACCUUUUCUUUUCACAACAUUCAAUGAACGUUUGGCAAUCGAGGACACUCAUUGUUGAAGCUUUGUAGGUGGAAUUCUUUCCCAUUCUUGCUUGAUGUUCAACUUCAUCUGUUCAACAGUCCGGGGCCUCCGUUUGUGUAUUUUGUGGUUCAUAUAUCAGCCAUGCGUUUUCAUUGGGAGACAGGUCUGGACUGCAGGCGGGCCAGUCUAGUACCCGCACUCUUACUAUGAAGCCGCGCUCUUGUAACACGUGUGGAAAGGUGAUUUGGCAUUGUCUUGCUGAAAUAAUCAAAGGUGUCCUUAAAAAAGAUGUGACUUGGAUGGCAGCAUAUGUUUCUCCAAAACUUUCAUGUCCCUUUCGGCAUUAAUGGUGCCUUCACAGAAGUGUAAGGUACCCAUGCCAUUGGCACUAAGACAGCCCAAGACCAUCACAGACGAUUUUGAGCUUUGUAUCCAUAACAGUUACUCAACAUUCCCCCCAAAAAUUGCAAAGUGGACUCGUCAGACCACAGCACCCUUUUCCACUUUGUCCAGAGAUGCUUUAGCUUUCUAAAGUUUUUUUUUUCUGAGCCCAUCUGGUGAUAUCCUUUCCACAUUGAUGCAAUCAAUGUUGAUUUCCGGUCAUGCCGCUGACAUGCAGUGAUGUUUCCAGAUUAUCUGAAUCUUUUGACGCUAUAUGGACCGUAGAUGACGCAAUCCCAGAUUCCUGGGCCGUUCACAAAGAGGUGGACCUCAUCCCAUCUCUACUUGGGAACAACUGAGGUUGUUUCAGGUAGCUCCUUUUUAGAUGCGGUCACGGCACCCGCCUGUUCCCGGUUAGCCUGUUCACCUAUGACAUGUUCCAAACAGGUGUUUGCUGACCUUUCAUCAACUUUCUCCGUUUCUUUUGCCACUUGUGUUUUUGGAAGGUGUUGCGGCCAUAAAAUCCCAAGUUAAUGAUCAUUUGCUAAAAACAAAUUGUGUCAGUUUGAACAUGAAAUACAUUGUCUUUGAAGUGGAUUCAAUUAAAUAUAGGUGGGCCAUGAUUUGCAAAUCAUUGUAUUCUGUUUUUAUUCAUGUUUAAGAGAACAUCCCAACUUCAUUGGAAUUGGGUUUGUACAAAGUUGAGUGAUACACCUGGAAAUGUACUAUAAUCCCUUAACGUUGCUUUUAUAUGUGAGAACAAGUUACUACUGAUUUGAUCAUGUUAUUGUCACCCAGUGCAAGUGGAUACAUGUUGCAAAACUUGAUUCUGACAUCCCAGAUGUUAUAGGGGACUCUUUCAAAGAUGACAGAAAUCUCAUCGGGUAUAUCACAACAGUUGAAAACAAUCAACGUUGCUUGAUAAAACGACAGGCUAACCGUUGCAAUAGUUUGUAUGUAGCCGCCUGUGCUGUUGAUGCUGUUCACUUCUGGCUUUAGUUUGACAAAAGCUUUGACAAGAUCAUUUUAACAUGUUUUACCCCUGCCUCUUGUUUUACUUUCUUGUUUGGGAAGCGAAAUAUUCAUUCACCCAGUCGGCUAGACACCACCUCCUUCAGUUUUGUGAUCUAUGCAAUGUUACUUGAAGAACAAGACAAUAGAAGAGGUGACGUUUGUAGUUGUAAUUAUAGUUAUGGCGUUGAUUUUUUCUUUUUCUGGGAGAUGUCUAAAUAGUUCAGUAAAAGUACUUUUACAGAUAUCACUGAAGUCUUUUUUUUUGUGGGGAAUGAACACAAAUGUUUUCUCAGAUGGUUGAAUAUUUGCCACAAACAUAGCAUGAGCCCCUCAUUCACACUUUCAAACUUAGUUGCCAAACGUUGACGUCAAACCAUGUACUUGCACGAUCUCCACAAAAGUGUCAUUGUUAAACCAUUCCAAUUUAUUUCUUUGGAAGCCUAAAAUAUACAUAUUUCACAAAUUCUUACAACAAUUGAUAUUACAGUUCAUCACCUAAUUGGGGGGUAACCAUCCUGUUUUGGCCAACGAGAGCUCGCUUGAUGUGCUCACAUCAGCCAGUCCUUCUGGCCAAAUGAAUACCAUCAAGUUUGCAAUAAAAAGAUCUGUUCUGCUUGGUGAUACCAAGGGGGGGGAAAAAAAACUUUUCCCACUGUUUCGUUUCGGUAAAGACAAAUCAUGUACUAUAUCAUAUGUCAUUGAGCUAUUUAAAUAAACUAUACAUUAGGAACAGCUCUCACUUUGACCAAGGUCAUUGCUGAUUACCAAAGCACAGUGAGAUUUAAUAUAUUUAUAUUUAUAUAUACUGUAUAUAUAUAUAUAUAUAUAAUUUCAAAUUUAUAAGUUGAUUUAGACAACUACAAACAUUCUUAAAGAGUAAACUGCAAUUUCCAGGUUGUAAUGAAUACAACAAAUGCCAUUUGUAUCAUCCAUGAAAAAUUACAGCCAUGAAUGUGCUCUAAGGAAUUGGAAAAAUAACUGUUGGUAUUAGGUAAACUUUACAACAAAACAGAUGAAAUCCGCCCGCCCCUCCCCCCAAAAAGUCACUUAAAAUCAAAAAUAUUGUACACAAGGUUAACAUGAAAACAUUCUGCUCACUGAGAAUAGCACAGUUAAAACAGACGAAGACAAGUAUGAUGAUGUUCAAGCGCUCUCAUAAUUAGAAGUGGAGGUUAUGUUCAAGUGAGGAUGGGCGACUGUGACGCUUCCAGAAAGCGCGGGUGCUCCAAACCGGAGAUACUGUUGACUGUGGAGUGUUUUUAGAACAAGGACAGGUCUGGAAUGUACUAAACAUUCUGCGCACACGCACACACACACACACACACACACACACACACACACACACGCCCACAAACAUGUACAGCAGUUCAUCAUAAACAUAGCAGUCAAAGAUGUAAAAAAAAAAAGAAAGACAAACAAAAA
Molecule: messenger RNA, 4628 nt
Organism: Hippocampus zosterae (dwarf seahorse)
Lineage: Eukaryota; Metazoa; Chordata; Actinopteri; Syngnathiformes; Syngnathidae
Product: Golgi reassembly-stacking protein 1-like
Exons: 10
Coding region: 130-1497 (455 amino acids)
Biological process (GO): Golgi organization
Cellular component (GO): Golgi apparatus
Molecular function (GO): protein binding
Source: RefSeq, a predicted model, not a curated record